Onychomys torridus (southern grasshopper mouse) is the source of this 176-nucleotide messenger RNA. RefSeq names its product 40S ribosomal protein S29-like. The record is from RefSeq and is a predicted model, not a curated record. Lineage: Eukaryota; Metazoa; Chordata; Mammalia; Rodentia; Cricetidae. Bases 6 to 176 code for a protein of 56 amino acids. The transcript has a single exon. Gene Ontology annotation, biological process: translation. Gene Ontology annotation, molecular function: zinc ion binding; structural constituent of ribosome. Gene Ontology annotation, cellular component: cytosolic small ribosomal subunit; ribosome.
GAAAGAUGGGUCACCAGCAGCUCUACUGGAGUCACCCGCGGAAGUUCGGCCAGGGUUCUAGGUCUUGCCGCGUCUGCUCUAACCACCAUGGUCUAAUACAGAAAUAUGGCCUGAACAUGUGCUGUCAGUGUUUCCGCCAGUACUCGAAGGACAUAGGCUUCAUUAAGUUGGACUAA